This is a messenger RNA of Cladocopium goreaui, 606 nucleotides long. The record is from the annotation of a GenBank genome assembly. Lineage: Eukaryota; Dinophyceae; Suessiales; Symbiodiniaceae.
AUGAUCGUUCGGCUGACGUGUUCAUGGGGCUGGCACAGAACCUUGGGAACGGCUGGUGUGAUCAUCAAGAUCUUGCAGAUGGCAGGCGUCGAGGUGGUCCUGUACUCCGCCCGCUUGUCGAUGGCCCCUGCGGUGGAUUGCAGCAAUGUCAUCGCCUUUCUGCAAGGGACUAUGCGAACCCUUUCGCAAAACAUGUAUGAUGACAUCACCGGGAAGCCUUGGACCGAUGAGGACUUCAACAAUGCCUUGGAGAGGGCUCGAAACCUGUGGAGAGAAGUCUACCCUCAUUGCCGGAUUAGCUUUCGGGAAAAGUCGGUGGCUCCACCCCCCCCGGGGGGGCCUCCCCCUCGGGCAGAGCCAGCCUCAGCCUCAAGUGUGAAGAGGGAGCCAUCCCCCACAGCCUCAGCCUCAAGUGUGAAGAAGGAGCCAUCCUCCACAGCCUCAGCCUCAAGUGUGAAGAGGGAGCCAUCCCCCACCGCACCUGAGCCAGCCCCAAAGGUGGAAGAGCCAGCCCCUGUCAAGGAGGAAAAGAUCGGUAUGCCGCCAGGGCUUGUGGAUGAGCUCCAAACCAUGAGCCCAGCACAGAAGAAGGCCAGGUGCUAUUAG